AAUGUAUUGAACUUUAAAAUGUUGUGAGAAUUGCUUAAAAGAUUUAAAAAAAAAGAGGUGCAGAAUCUGCUACUAAAACGAAAAAAUUUCCCUAAUGUCAAAAUAAAAUAAGUCAUUUUUAAACACAUUAAAAAAAAAGGGAGAAACAAGGUUAGAUGGAACCAUCAAGGGCGAGAUAAAAAGUUGAGGAAAAGGGUGAGAGUGAUAGGUUAGAUUGAGGGUUAGUAGGAUAGUCUAAUGGAAAUCAAUCAACAAUGAUAUUAUUCAGAUUUUUCUUUUCCUUUAUAUAAAAUUCAAAAUUUUUCUUUCUUUUUCUUUUUAAGAUUCUUCUUAAUCCAAAAGAAUAUCAUGAAGAAACAUUACAAUUAAGUGCAACAACAUGUUUAUGUAAAUUUAUGUUAUUAUCACUUGAAUUAUGCGAAACACAUGCAAAAAUGUUAUUUGAUUUAUUAAAAAAUUCAACAUUCGAAAGUGUUCGUGUUUCUAUUAUGGUUUUAAUGAACGAUUUUUAUUUAAAAUAUCCAUUAGCAUUUGCUGCUUAUUCAGAUGAUGUUUAUGGUUGUUUACGUGAUCGAUCAGAUAAUGUACGUUUAGCAGCAUUAAAAACAAUUUCAAAUUUAAUUCUCAAAGAAAUGGUUAAACCAAAAGGUCAAAUAAGUGAAAUAGCAUUUCGUAUUAUUGAUAAACAUCCUCAAAUAGCAACAUUAGCUACAUCAUUUUUUAGUGAAUUAGCUAAACGACAAGAUGGUCAAGCAUUAUUUAAUAUUUUACCAGAUAUAUUUUCAAAUUUAGUUGACGGUAAAUUAGAUAAGCAACGUCAAUUAAAUGAAGAAGAUUUUAAAUCUAUUAUCGAAUUUUUAUUGAAAUAUGUUAGUAAAGAAGAACAAACAGAAAGUUUAUUAAAAAUAUUAUUGCAAAGAUUUCGAAUGGCUAAUGGUAAUCCUCGUUUAUGGGGUGAUCUUGCUUAUAUCAUGUCAAAAUUAACAUAUAAUGAACGAACAUUAAAAUGUUUACAUGAUGAUUUUAAUUAUUAUGCAGAUAAAUUAGUUGAAGAUGCUGUUUAUGAAUCAUUUUUAACGAUUCUUAAUAAUGCAAAAAAGAAUUUAGGAACUAAACCUGAUUUAAAGGUAAAAAUAAAAAGAAUUUUUUCCUUUAGUUUGUUAUUUUUCAUUGAUUGAAAAUGAUCCGAUUUCUUUAUAAAAGGUUG
Molecule: messenger RNA, 1207 nt
Organism: Rotaria sordida
Lineage: Eukaryota; Metazoa; Rotifera; Eurotatoria; Philodinida; Philodinidae
Source: the annotation of a GenBank genome assembly